This is a messenger RNA of Pundamilia nyererei, 3977 nucleotides long. RefSeq names its product hexokinase-1-like. Gene Ontology annotation, biological process: glycolytic process; carbohydrate phosphorylation; glucose 6-phosphate metabolic process. The record is from RefSeq and is a predicted model, not a curated record. The transcript has 19 exons. Gene Ontology annotation, cellular component: cytosol; mitochondrion. Gene Ontology annotation, molecular function: ATP binding; fructokinase activity; D-glucose binding. NCBI's taxonomy places the organism in Eukaryota, Metazoa, Chordata, Actinopteri, Cichliformes, Cichlidae. The coding region runs from base 351 to 3122 and encodes 923 amino acids.
AGAACCACCAUUCCUGUGCCGAGCUGUUACAUCUCCUCAGAGCUAACAGGGAGCUAGCAGCUCAGAGGGAGGAGGCACGGCCAAACCCAGCCUGUGUGUGUGUUUGUGUGUGUAUGUGUGUGUGCCUGUCGCAGACUAGCAGGCAGGGCCGCUGCUGCACACUGGUUUCACCAGACUUUUUCCUUUUAACCUUGCCUUGACACAGUGCUCAGGCAAGGCCUGCUUUUGCUUCUACUUCAGGAUAAAGCGGGAUCAGCGUGAGGGGAAACUGAACAAUCUUCUUUUCCCUUCUUCUUCACUGUCAAACCACCUCGUAGUAAGUGACAGCUCCCGAAGGACACGCAGACAGGAUGAUAGCGGCUCAGCUUCUGGCCUACUACUUCACCGAGUUGAAGGAUGAUCAACUCAAAAAGAUCGAUAAGUACCUGUACUCCAUGCGGUUCUCCGAUGAGACGCUUAAGGACAUCAUGAACAGGUUCCGCAGGGAAAUGGAGAAUGGGCUUGAACGUGACACCAACCCCACUGCCACCGUGAAGAUGCUGCCCACGUUCGUCAGGUCCAUUCCUGAUGGAUCAGAAAAGGGGGACUUCAUAGCUCUGGACCUUGGAGGGUCGAACUUUCGGAUCCUGCGUGUCAAAGUGACACAAGACAAGAAGCAACCAGUUCAGAUGGAGAGCCAGAUCUAUGAGACCCCUGAUGACAUUACCCAUGGGAGUGGGGCACAGCUCUUUGACCAUGUUGCAGAUUGCCUCGGUGACUUCAUGGAGAAACAAAAAAUCAAGGAUAAAAAACUUCCUGUGGGAUUCACGUUCUCUUUCCCAUGUGCCCAAACCAAACUAGAUGAGGCUGUCUUACUAACAUGGACAAAGAAGUUUAAAGCCAGUGGUGUAGAAGGCAUGGACGUUGUGAAGCUUCUAAACAAAGCUAUCAAGAAACGAGGGGACUACCAAGCAGACAUCAUGGCAGUGGUGAAUGACACCACUGGCACUAUGAUGACUUGUGGAUUUGACGAUCAGCGCUGUGAAGUGGGAAUCAUUAUAGGAACGGGAACAAAUGCCUGCUACAUGGAGGAACUGCGUCACAUUGACCUGGUGGAAGGAGAUGAAGGCCGGAUGUGCAUCAACACUGAAUGGGGUGCUUUUGGGGAUAAUGGGUCCCUAGAGGACAUCCGCACAGAGUUUGACCGUGAGAUUGACAGAGGAUCGAUCAACCCAGGAAAACAAUUGUUUGAAAAGAUGGCCAGUGGCAUGUACAUGGGAGAACUGGUACGUCUCAUCCUGGUCAAGAUGGCCAAAGAGGGGCUGCUGUUUGAGGGACGAAUAACCCCCGAGCUCCUGACGAGAGGAAAGAUUGAGACGAAACAUGUAUCUGCAAUUGAAAAGACUAAGGAAGGACUGAAGAAGUGCAUGGAAAUCCUGACAAGGCUUGGAGUGGAGCCCUCAGAUGAAGACUGUCUGGCUGUGCAGCACGUGUGCACCAUCGUAUCCUUCCGCUCAGCUAAUCUAAUAUCUGCAACUCUGGGAGCCAUUCUUUGUCGCCUAAAAGAGAAUAAAGGAGUUGUGCGGCUUCGUACCACUGUCGGCAUUGAUGGAUCCCUGUACAAGAUGCACCCUCAAUAUGCCCGUCGUCUGCACAAAACUGUGCGUCGCUUAGUCCCAGACUCAGAUGUCCGUUUCCUGCUGUCCGAAAGCGGGAGUGGGAAAGGAGCAGCCAUGGUGACAGCAGUGGCAUACCGUUUAACCGAGCAGGCGCGCCACAUUCAGCAGACUUUGGCAGAAUUCCGGUUGAGCAAAAAUCAGUUGUUAGAGGUAAAGAAAAGGAUGAAGGUGGAGAUUGAAAGAGGCCUGAAGAAGGACAGCCACAAGGACGCUACAGUCAAAAUGUUGCCCACCUUUGUUCGAAGCACACCGGACGGAACAGAAAAUGGUGAUUUCCUUGCUCUGGACCUUGGCGGAACGAACUUCCGCGUGCUUCUGGUCAAGAUUCGCAGUGGGAAAAGACGAUCAGUGGAGAUGCAUAACAAAAUCUAUGCCAUUCCCAUAGAAGUCAUGCAGGGCACAGGGGAAGAGCUUUUUGAUCACAUUGUGCACUGCAUCUCUGAUUUCCUGGACUACAUGGGAAUGAAAAGUGCUCGACUCCCACUGGGUUUCACUUUUUCGUUCCCCUGCCAUCAGACCAGCCUGGAUGCAGGCAUCCUUGUAACAUGGACCAAAGGCUUCAAGGCCACAGACUGUGAGGGUGAAGAUGUAGUGGAGCUUCUUCGGGAAGCAAUCAAAAGGAAAGAGAUGGAGAAUCCAGAGUUUGAGCUGGAUGUGGUAGCCAUAGUGAAUGACACAGUGGGGACGAUGAUGACCUGUGCAUAUGAGGAGCCCACAUGUGAGGUGGGACUGAUCGCAGGAACGGGCAGCAAUGCUUGUUAUAUGGAAGAAAUGAAGAACAUUGAGAUAGUGCCGGGUACCGAGGGUCGGAUGUGUGUCAAUAUGGAGUGGGGGGCAUUUGGAGACAAUGGCUGUCUGGAUGACAUCAGGACAACAUACGACCAGGCAGUGGAUGAGAACUCACUCAACGAAGGCAAACAAAGAUAUGAGAAGAUGUGCAGUGGAAUGUAUCUUGGUGAGAUUGUACGGCAGAUUUUGAUUGAUCUGACCAAGCGUGGCUUCCUGUUCCGGGGACAAAUCUCAGAGACACUUAAGACCAGGGGCAUCUUUGAGACAAAGUUUCUGUCACAGAUAGAAAGCGAUCGUCUGGCCUUGCUGCAGGUCAGAGCGAUCCUGCAGCAGCUGGGGCUCGACAGCACCUGUGAUGACAGUAUUAUCGUCAAGGAGGUGUGCGGCACAGUGUCCCGCCGAGCAGCUCAACUGUGCGGAGCUGGAAUGGCUGCAGUGGUGGACAAGAUCCGUGAGAACAGAAGACUGGACCACCUGGAUGUUACAGUGGGUGUGGAUGGCACACUCUACAAGCUGCACCCACAUUUUUCUCGGAUCUUCCAACAAACUGUGAAGGAACUCGCCCCCAAAUGUGAUGUCAACUUCCUGCUGUCUGAGGACGGCAGCGGUAAGGGAGCUGCCCUCAUCACUGCUGUGGGCUGCCGCCAGAGGGAGCUGGAUGCCCAGCAACACUGAGCAGCUCUGUCCCAAUUGUCCACAAGAACUACCUGCUGCUCCACCAUGACCUUCACGCACCGCACAGCCUACAUCCAUUUCCCCUUGGCAGCCGUGACUCCACCUGUGCCCAACUUGGUCCACCUACAGCCAGAGAGAUAUACUGCAUGCAGAGAAUUAAAACUCAGUAUCUAAAUAUUUAUUUAUACUGCACCAGAUGGUUUAUUAUUUCCGUGUUUGUACAUUUUCCUCAAUAGCUUGUCAAUAACCUGACAAAUCUAAACUCCCUUAGGUGUGCAAUAUUUGUGUACUACUAGUUUUAUUUUUAUAUGAAGCCAGAUAUAUAAUUGUAUUUAUAUAGCUCGGGCCAAUUUGAAUCCCAGAGGUCAUCAAGAUUUUUGCACCAUAGACACAAGUAAAUGUCUGCACUUUUUAUAUGAAAGUUACAGCAGCAACAUGUCAAUGUAACUUCCCAUAUGAAGGACCUUCUUGAAGCUGAAUGAAGCCGAUUGUUUUUACAGGCUCCUUUGGUUGAGAAAAACCAGUUCCAAAAGGGCUCGUUGCAAAGGUUUGAAUGCAAGAGUCACGGCUGUUAAAAUCUCCCUCAUUUUGUGUGCUACAUGCUCACACAACGUGUUUGUCUACUAACCCCUUUCUGUGUAACUGUCGAUGUAAUUCACAUAUUCAAAUAUUCCUGCAUCACCAUACCAUUAUUCCUCAAGAGUGGACAAGGUAGAAAAAUCCCCAGAGAAGUGUUAGCCCAUCCUAUUGCUAUUCGUAAACUAUUAAACUUUUGGUGUUGUGAUUUAUACCACUUCUACUCAUUGUAUGUGCAAACAAUAAAUGUUUAUUGGGCCCCAAGAAGAGUGGACAUAA